AUGGAACAAGAACCCAUCUACGCUGUGGAGAAGUUCGACAAGUCCAAGGUCGAUCUAUCCAAACCUGCGAGGAAUGUUGAGGAGUAUAUGAGACAAGUUAUUGUGUCUCGAGAACAAAUGCAGGAUGUAACUGUGGCCAAAGAAAGUGUUCGUGAGAUCAAGAAGAGAACAGUUUUUAUCCCACAAGACGAAGAAGAGCCAGUUUGUUCAUUCGUUCCUAGUGCUGAAUGGAGGGAAGUGAAGGUAUGUAUCUGUUGUUAUUUUUGAUGUUUAGAUAGUUUAUUUUCUUCAGUUAACCAAGCUUUGUAUGAAAUUUUAGACAACAAAACUCUAGCUGAAGUUGUAGAUGUUCUUUUAAUUGACUAUACAGUCUUCCAAGCUUCCUAUCUUGUUCUAAUUGCUUUCAAAUGAGCUUUUAACUACUUGGCAAAGAUUUGAGCAUACUGAGGUAUUAAUUUUGAAUUUUCUAACUAAUUAUUAUAUUGUUUUAGUUGGCCAAUUUUAAGCGGAUUCGAGAAGUAUUCGAAAUUAAGCGGCAAAGAUGUGCCAGUAAGCUUGAUGUGAAGUUUCCAGGACAAGUAAGACUAUUUUCGCUAACUAUAUUUGAAUUUUAGAAUAACGAAAGUGGGUGGAUUGAUUUUUGUUUGACAACGAGAAAUGCAAAUGUAAGUCUAUUAAUAUUGAAGGUUUUCAAUAGAUUUUAAUAUGGAUUUGAAGGCUUAUUUUUGCAUGUUAAUUUUAAUAUUGAUAUGAUGAGUUGUUUUUUAGGUACAUAUUUCCCCAGAGAACGCUGAAAAGUUUGCACAUCACAAAGGAACACCUCCAACGUUACAAUUGAUGUUGACGAUGCCAGAUAGAUACGUUAAACCAUUGAUAAUUCAUCUUGUCAAGGUGAGAUAAGCUUUGUGUUAGAAGGAAUACGCUAUAUUUGUCUUGUAGUAUCUGUUAUUGCAUGUUGAGUGGUUAAAAUAUUGUUUUAGCGCAUCAAAAACGUUGAAGGUUGGCUUUUUUAGCAAUUUGUUGUUGAAAAAAUGCCAUUUUUAAUGCUUUUGACUUGUUUAUUUUAUGAAUAUUACCUUAACUUGCCAGUAUCUGCAUAGCAAAAUAUAGUAAAAGAUCUAUUUUUAGCACUACAUUGAAAACGGGUACAGUAAACCGCUGUCAGAGUGGAUAUUCGCCUUGCUAAUAGCUGUUCCAGCCACUUUACCUUCGGAUGUGGUUAGUCAACUACGUGAUUUCACACGAUAUUUGAAAUCAAAACGAGCAGAACUAACUGAAGAUCAACUAGAUCGUAUUCGAGAGUAUACCUUGUUCAUCACGAUCAUCACCAUGUACUUUAGGCAAAAGGAUCUUGCCGACAAAUAA
Molecule: messenger RNA, 1365 nt
Organism: Bursaphelenchus okinawaensis
Lineage: Eukaryota; Metazoa; Nematoda; Chromadorea; Rhabditida; Aphelenchoididae
Source: the annotation of a GenBank genome assembly